AUGGGUUAUCCAGCGAUUAUGACCGCGACUGUACCUACCACCGCCGAAGCUGUUUGUUUUUGGGGGAAUGAUUUCAUGCCGUGGUACUCCAACUCAACCGAAAUCGUUUUGGAAGAUGUUAUACCGGAACCCAUCAAAGUAUAUGGACAUGUCAUACCCCCAGACCGCCUCCGCGCAAACAGGACAUAUCAAAUCUCCGGACCCUUCGGCCAGGAUUCUAACACUGGGGAAGGCAUGAUAACCUUUGGAUCUGACACCCAAACCUUCCUCGGGUUUGACCAUCCUGAACGUGAAGCCGUUGCUGGCAGGGCAAUGAUUAAUGGAAUAGGCCAAGUUCUUGAUGUCCAUUUUGACGAUGUAGUGAAUCAAGGAGGUUUAUGGAAUCUGACUGUCAACCUUCAACACGAGUACUACGACCCUGUACAACAAAAGGUCAUUGAAUUUCCGAUCACAUAUUCUUUUGGCUAUAUGACUCCGGCCAGUUUUGAGUGGAAGCACAUAUACUCGGGUUCUACCAUGUGGGUCCAUGGCUCGGUGGUCGCCAAAGAUGCCGACUCUCAUCGCCUCAUUGUCCAAGCAAGGUUCCCGAGAUAUUCUGACAGGUCAUUUAAUCAUUCUUUGCGAAUCACAAUGUGA
This is a messenger RNA of Melampsora larici-populina 98AG31, 636 nucleotides long. RefSeq lists its product as uncharacterized. The record is from RefSeq and is a predicted model, not a curated record. Lineage: Eukaryota; Fungi; Basidiomycota; Pucciniomycetes; Pucciniales; Melampsoraceae. The transcript is spliced from 4 exons. Bases 1 to 636 code for a protein of 211 amino acids.